Gorilla gorilla gorilla (western lowland gorilla) is the source of this 5766-nucleotide messenger RNA. It is a transcript of the gene ARK2N, whose product is annotated as arkadia (RNF111) N-terminal like PKA signaling regulator 2N. Lineage: Eukaryota; Metazoa; Chordata; Mammalia; Primates; Hominidae. The record is from RefSeq and is a predicted model, not a curated record. The transcript has 4 exons. The coding region runs from base 851 to 1882 and encodes 343 amino acids.
GCAGAUGUUGGUGCCGCUGCCCGAGAAGAGCUCAGCCGAGUCUCCCCGAGCCCAGCUAUCGGCAUCCGCGAAAAAGCGGGGAGAGAAGGGCACGGGAUCUCCGCUGGAGCGACUCUGGGAUUCAGACACCGCAAGCUGCUUUCGGAAGGGCUUCAGGAGGGGGUGAGUACUGAGCAGCGCACAGAAAAGGGAGCGCUGUCCUUUGCUGAAGGCAUUGUCCUUGGCUUGCAUUGAGUGGCUUUCCCACCCCCCGGGAAAGACAUUUCGGGAAGGUGACGGUCUCAACAGAAGGAGGGAGCGCGGGAAAGAAGCCCGGGGAGCCGGCGCCUUCACGCCCCGCAGUCUGCAGCGGGAGGAGCGCGGGUUCCAUCGCGCCAGAUGGCGCUGUCUGGCUUUUCUCGGGCCUCGGGCGCCAGUCUCCAGAGGUCUCCGGCGCAGCGGCCUCUCUAGCCGGCAGACGCGGGCUCUGUGUUUCCGGGCGGAAGUGAGGCGCCCAGCGGAACGGCCUGUGGUGACAUUUUCUUGGGGGCGGCGCGGACGACUGAAGGGACUUGGUGGUAGAGGCUGCGGAGGCGGCGAGGUUCACUUUGGUCCCGGCAGGGGCUCUGACCGUGACCCACUGCUCGCUGCCGGGGCGUGUUCCGAGGAGGAGAAGGCGGCGGUGGCCGUCGCGUCCUGAGUCACCGCAGCGGGGAAGAGUCCCGGCCGGGGGUUCGGUGCGUGCCCCGACGGGGCGCGCGCGGAGCGAGCGAGAAGGCACGGAGUCGCCGCGGAGCGCAGGUUGCUUUCCUGUUGCAUCUUUGAUAUCAUUUCCUAGACUCUACUCCAUGAUUUAACUUGAAAUUCUGAAAUGAAGAUGGAGGAGGCAGUGGGAAAAGUUGAAGAACUCAUUGAGUCCGAAGCCCCACCAAAAGCAUCUGAGCAAGAGACAGCCAAGGAGGAAGAUGGAUCUGUAGAACUGGAAUCUCAAGUUCAGAAAGAUGGUGUAGCGGAUUCUACAGUUAUUUCUUCAAUGCCCUGCUUGUUGAUGGAACUGAGAAGGGACUCUUCUGAGUCUCAGUUAGCAUCCACAGAGAGUGACAAGCCUACAACUGGCCGAGUUUAUGAGAGUGACUCCUCUAAUCACUGCAUGCUUUCCCCUUCCUCUAGUGGUCACCUGGCUGAUUCAGAUACGUUGUCUUCCGCAGAAGAGAAUGAACCCUCUCAGGCAGAAACGGCGGUAGAAGGAGACCCUUCAGGAGUGUCUGGUGCCACAGUUGGGCGCAAGUCUAGGCGGUCCCGAUCUGAAAGUGAAACUUCCACUAUGGCUGCCAAGAAAAACCGGCAAUCCAGUGAUAAACAGAAUGGCCGAGUCGCCAAGGUUAAAGGUCAUCGGAGCCAAAAGCACAAGGAGAGGAUCAGGCUACUGAGGCAGAAACGGGAGGCUGCUGCAAGGAAGAAAUAUAACCUGCUGCAGGACAGUAGUACCAGUGAUAGUGACCUGACUUGUGACUCAAGCACGAGCUCAUCAGAUGAUGAUGAAGAGGUUUCAGGGAGCAGCAAGACAAUCACUGCAGAGAUACCAGGUCAUUUGGAUCCAGGAUUCCUAGCAAGUGACAAAACAUCUGCUGGCAAUGCACCACUCAAUGAAGAAAUUAACAUUGCGUCUUCAGAUAGUGAAGUAGAGAUUGUGGGAGUUCAGGAACAUGCAAGGUGUGUUCAUCCUCGAGGUGGUGUGAUUCAGAGUGUUUCUUCAUGGAAGCAUGGCUCGGGCACGCAGUAUGUUAGCACCAGGCAAACACAGUCAUGGACUGCUGUGACUCCCCAGCAGACUUGGGCUUCACCAGCAGAAGUUGUUGACCUUACCUUGGAUGAGGAUAGCAGGCGUAAAUACCUACUGUAAUACAAUGUCACUGUGUUUCCUCUGCACUGUUCCCUUCCACUUCCUCAUCCUCUUUGUGACAUGGAAGUUCAUUGUCAUAGCUUCAGCUUCAGAAGCUGUUUGUGGCAUUUGUAGGAUUCAAACUCAUGGAAAAUUCCCUCCUCUUCCCCCUUUUUUUUAAUUAAAAGAAGUCACUUAGGAAAAUAACAUCACAGAGAAAAGAAUUUCUUCUUUCCCUCAGUAGGAAUAUAGAAUGAUGAAUUUUAUUAGACAACUUUAUUUUACUUGGUGACUUUUAAUCUUAGGAAACUCUGCCUUCCUUUUAGAAUAAUAUUUUAAUUGCCAGGCAAAAUGGGUUUCAGUUUUUGAAUCUUGUAUUUAUUUUUCUGUAUAAUGAAAUUAAUAUCUAGACUUGACCACUAUCUGCCCACCCCAUUGGCACUCCCAUCUUAGGGCAUUCGCACACAUAUCAGUCAGGUCCUUAUUGGCACCUAGUAGGGCAUGUGCAUUUAAAAACUUGUCCUUAAAAAUAGAAGACAGAAGUAUUAAAAUUAUAUUUUCUUUUAUUUUAAGUCUUCUGCCUUCUUUCUUGAGUUUGCUCCUGUUGACUUCCCACAGCACAGAUAAUUGACAUGUCCCUUUGUGUUUAUAAAUACUACUAAGGUGACCUAGUUGGUCUCCUUGUUGCAAUAAUUAAUAACUCUUUGCAAAAUGUCUCCUUUGAGACAGAGGCAUUUCAGAUAGAUACCCACCAUGAGGUUUUCUGGGCAUCUGAAGGUAUUAAAGAGUUCAGUGGGAAAAAUCUCUCUCCCUCGCCUUUUUUUCUGGUUUAGUCAAAUAACGGGUGAACAUAGAAACCUGUUGGGAAGAAUAUGAAAAGUUAUGUGGCCUCUGAGGCUACAGGCACUUGCAAAUCUGAGAGGAAAGUGCCAUCUUUCAUAGCUGGUCUCUAUAUAAAGAGUAUGUAGCAACAACUGUUUAACAUCCGAGAUGAAGUGGACCUGAUGCUGUAUUUGGGUAUUUUUCUCCUCUACCUUCUAAAAAAAAAAUACCAUAAGAAGAAUCAGAAUGUACCAUAAGAAAUCAGAUGCAAAGCACGUUAAUGUCAUUGGUAAGUUUUACAGAAUCUAAAAGGAUUAGCAAAGGGUAGUAGGAACUUCAGGGAAUUCAGGAAAUGCCAGCAUUGGAAUUUUGUGGCAUUAGUUACUACCUUCUUUCUUAUAAUAUGUUGUAGUUACUAGUGAAUUCUUUUAAAAGCAAUACCUAGAGUUAGAACACUAUGUACUCUGCACAGGGGGAGUGAAGUAAUAUUGGCUUAGAAGACUUCACCUUUUGUUUUUCAUGAUUUUUGUUUGUUUUGUUUUUGUUUUUGUUUCCAUUGUUACCGUUGCUAUGGCCCUUUGCCUCUCUCUCCAAAUCCCCUGGUGGCUCUUCUUAUCAUAAGAGUAUGAGAAUUACCAUUUUCAGUUUUCAUUCAGCAAACAAAUUUACCAAGUGCCUGCUCUGCAUAAGGCACUGUGAGGGGUGGGUGCUCUGGGGGCUGCUGAGAUGAAUGACACACACCGCACAUACACAUGCAUCAGUGUCUGCCUGCCUCCACCUGCCCAGCCUGUUCUUCUUCUUCUUCAUCUUCAUCUUCUUCUUCUUUUUUUUUUUUUUUUUUUGUAAAGACAAGUUUAUUCCUUUAUGCUUCUUGUUGCAUUAGUUCUCCUGUAUGUUCCUUCUUCCACAGGAGUGUAUUUGUGCAUAUGUUCUUUGAUCUUCUCUGAUAGCAUCUCAUUUGAUCUGGCCUCUGUCCUUCAUCAGCUUUUAUUUUUUUUAUUUUUAUUUUCUGCUUUUGUUAGAUAAGGCUUUUAAGAUCAUGAACCUCCAGCUUUAGCAACUCAUAUAUCAGUCUCUCACAUGGCCACAAUUCUAGACAAAAACCAAAGACCCAGAGGCCAGAGCAAAGUAGGACCUUCUCAAGAUUCACUACUGGUGUAUCCUUGGACCUUCACAUUUUACUUUAGGAUUAAUUUAUUGAAUUUUACUGUUACACAUAGUUUUUGACUUGAAUUAAAAUACUAGACAGAGCAGAAAUGUACAAUUUCUGGUCUGUGUUUUCCAGGAAAAUCAUAGAGAAGAGAAUAGAGUGGAUUAUGUGACUUGAAGUUUUUGCAGCUUAUUUUUUUCCCCCACUGUCAGGGCAGAGGCCCAUUUUAAUGAAUGUUUUUGCAUGACCUGUUCUUAUGUUAACCACAUAUUUUUUUUCCCAAUUCCACACAGCAGGUGAUUUCCCGUGUGACAUAUUUUCUUCAUAGUCCCUAAUAUAGUCAUCCUCUACAGAGUUGGCGUGCUGUGUGCACUGUGGAUUAGGAACAGAGUGGAGCUGUAACCAGUCUCUUCUCUGGCCCUUUGCCUUUAUGUCAGCUUGCACUUUUGCCUCACUUAUUCCUAGUCCAGCUCCCAACUGCCUGACUUAAUGGACCAGAACGGAGAUUUGGAUAUUAAGAUGCAGAGGGGGAGGGGAAGGGAUGGUAGAGAUAGACAGCUCUCCCCUACUAGGUUGGGUCAUUUCCCCUAAUAACUAUAGAGAGACUGUGUUUCAACUCUCUUUUCAUUGCUGUUUCCAGAAGAGUGGAGAGUGUGGUUUCAGGCAAGGUAUUAAUGAUACAAUUCCGUGGUAUACAGCUCCUGUGACAUUUGAAGUUUCUUUUAAAGGGGUUUUUCUUAAUCAAAGUUUUACAUUUGGUAGCAUAAGUAGUUCUUUAUGCUUCACAGGACAUUGUCUUCAGAGUAAUCUCUCUGCUAAAAUGGUACAUGUGGGUCACAGAUUGGUUUAUGCCACUGACUUGGUUAAGUUUCCAUCCCCUCCAAUUUGUGAAAAACAGAGCAGCGACCUAGCUGUUGCAUCAUCAUGACUGCCAUGUAACCUGUAAUUGCUGCUCUCCAGUAAUUGUCUUUUCAUUUUGAUGGUAGGGGCCAGACUGAAUGAAUAAUGCAUUCUUUUUUAUUCAAUUUAUUUCAUUCAGUUUAUUCUUGGCAAUCAAACAUCCCAUAAACUUUGCUUUUAUUAUCAAUUAUGAAUAUGAAUCGUCUGGUUUACUAAUUUAGUCAUUUGUUCAUCUUUACUUUUAGCAGAUUAGCACCAUAACUAACUUAAAACUAAGUUUGUUACCUGCUUUUUAUACUGUCACAAAGGUUUUUGAAAAAGCUGGGGACACUAUUUUGUCUUUUAGUUUUAGACUUUUUUAAGGCAAAGCAAGCUCCCCAAUCCCUGUUCUCCAAUAUGUGUAUGAUGUGACUUCCAUGUAGAUAUAAAAAUGAUUGUGCCCUAACCAAACUUCCUCAGAUUGUGCACUGUUUGUUUAAAAUAAUCACGUAUUUUAGUCUGAUGCUGUUGUAUUUUUUCAUUUUAUUUAAAACACUACUUACUUCUUAUUCUCUUAACAAAUUUUAAAAGGUAGUGAUCUUAAAAAAAAAUCACUGGAUAACUAGGAAAUAUUUUUGUUGUUGUUUUGUUUCUUAAAGAGUACAGAGGCCAUUGAAGCCUUUUGCUCCUCUUACGUGAAAAUGAAAUGUUAGCCAUUGUAUGGCUAGGAACCAAUGCACUUGGCAGUUAAUGGAUCUGCUGUUGCUGGAGUGUGAGCGUGGACUUGAUGCAGUGACGACAAAUCAUUGCUUAGAAUUAAUGUUUUCAAAUGUGCAACUCUAGUUUUUAAAACAAAAUUUGGUUCUUUACAUUCAUUAUUUCGUUUUUGUUUCCCUUUAGUAUUUAAUGGUCUUUGGAGAAAAAAUAAUAAAACAGAGUGUUAUAUAUAUAUUUUUUGGUGCAAGAUAAGAUUUUCUGUUUUUUGAAAUAAGUCUGUAGCAUAAAGGUUAAACUAUUUUAAGACAAAAUAAAAUAGAGUGUAUUUAAACAAUGA